UGCGCAUCAUCAUCGACAACCUCAAGCCACCCUUCUCGCAACGGAUGUAUUUCAACCCUCGUCGUCGUCGUUCGAACGCCUCCUCAUCACUCUCAGUGUCAGCUGAGAGUUCACAAAUUAUUAAAUAAAAUUUCAUCAAUUACAAAGGAAUCUUGGAAUUUUUCAAAAAAUAAUAACUGAGUCGCGCUUCGCACAGAUUAUUGGGCUAUGAAUGAAGACCCAACCCCUUUAUUUCGAGAUUUUGGCGGUGCUGUUUUUGUCUGUGAUACCCUGGCCAGGGCCAAGUGUAUUUAAAAUAUCAUGUCCACGAGAUCGCGCGUCUGUUGUGAGGAGGAUCGUACAGAAGAGGUGGAUCCCCAUUUUGAAGAAGUAUCAGGUCGAGUUGCCUUUGGAAUGUCCUUUUCACGAGAGUCGGGACAUAUUUUAUCCCCAACAGGCGGCAAAACAUCAACACAGAUCUUCUCAAUGGACGUGCGGUUUAUGUGGCAAGUCAUUUUACACCGAGAAUCACCUGGACGCACAUUUCGAUAACAGGCACAAAAGUAACAUUAAUACGGCAGAAGACGCCGUUUGUCUUGCAGAUUACUGUGACAUUAUGAGGUGCGAUGUCUUGGGCAAUCAUGAUUUUGAUAGCUCAUUAAUUGAUGGCACAAGUACUUUAAAUACAGACAUUCAAGUCUGGAGGGAGAACACUGAGAAAAGGGUGUCCACACCAUGUGAAUCUCGUGAACUUUCCAGAACUAGUCGAGGGGAAAAAGCCCAGGCAACCUCCGAUAGUAGCAGUUCUUUCAUCAGUUUACAAAGAUACUGUCAACGUAAUAAAGGAUCGUCGGAGGUUCAGUACUCGGCAAAUUCCUACCGCCAAGAAGUAGCAGGACCUGAUAAUAAAAGCAGUGCUUGCGAUGGCGAAGGUGGUGACGAAGAAGAAGGAGAAGAUGAUGAGGAUGAAGAAAUCGAUGACGACGACGACGAGGAGGAGGAAGAUAAUAUGAAUUUUGUAGAGGCUGCUCAUCCAGUUGCGUCUAAAAAACGACGCAGUAAGGCCUUUAAACUUGGAAAACUCAAAGCUAGCUGUAAGCCAGAAGAACUGCAAAAGUUGAAACUUCAAUGCGAGAUUCUUGUUCGAGAUUGCAUUGCGGGACUUCUCGCUAAUCUCUCAUUACGUGACUUUCAGGAGGUCGAAAGCGAAUUAAAUCGAGCUAUUUGCUGGUAUUUAAGUUGCGACCGAUACUGGGAGGAUACGAAAAAACAACAUCGUCAUACUCCUUGGUAUUUACUCAUCACAUUUUUGGUCUUAUUGUCUGCAAGUGUGUUUGGAUGUUAUUACAUCGUAUGGAUUGUAUUCAAUUCGGCAGAAGAUUCAAGAAUCGACAGCGAAAGUAGAAAUACGAAGUACAAUCAUAGUACCGAUUUUACUACUUCACACUAUAAUGAAUCAAACAUACAUGGAUCUGGAAGAAUGGACGACAGAAGAAAAGAAAUUUUAGAUGAAUCAUUAGCAUUGACUGGAGAGGACAUGCCGGACCAUUACAUAUACGUUGCUUAUCCACCUGAAUUAAAACGUCGAUUACUGGAAAGCUGUUAUAACAGGACCACUCGGCUGUGAAGUCGGCAGAAUGAAGAAACGCCGACGAGCGGACAAUCCAUUUCUUUUAAGUAUCGUCCGAAAUUUCUUCUAUUCUUUGUUUUUGUACACACACCAUUAAAUAAAAUUCGAUUCUCUCACAAAAAAUA
Molecule: messenger RNA, 1734 nt
Organism: Leptopilina boulardi
Lineage: Eukaryota; Metazoa; Arthropoda; Insecta; Hymenoptera; Figitidae
Exons: 9
Coding region: 212-1606 (464 amino acids)
Source: RefSeq, a predicted model, not a curated record